AAUGUAUUAAUUUACAGCGUCAUUGGUAAAUAAGAAGAUAUGAAGAACAACGUUUUCUUAUUAUUACAGUUGCUCGUUUUCCACCAUCCAAAUUGUACAGGUAUAAAUGUGUGAAUGUCACUUAAAAGUUACAACAAAUCCUACAUCUUAAAUCAUAGAUAAGAUAAUCAAAAUAACUGCUAUAAGACUACUUCGCUAUCUCUGCUACUGAUGACAUGACCGGUUGAAGUGACAGAACAAAUGAUUUUGACAAUCAUAUGUUAAUAGUAAAUAAAAUAAAGAAACAUAGGGAAGUAACUUAUUACAAUUUUUUGAAAUUUAUUAAUUACACAAUGUGACACACUUGUUCUAAGUACCAUGAAGAAAUUGGUUGGGAACAAAUUUUAUGUCUCCGUCAGCUACUUAUUAUUGAUUGCUGUUAACAUUCGGCUUAAAUAGUUCCUUAAAAAUAGAGUUCUUCAAUGCGUUCUUCAGUAAGUUACAUCCUUUCGAGUACCACAACUGAGCCUAACAUGUCUCAUCCAGAUUAUGAACAACUAGCUCAUGAUCAUGCAGCCCUUUUGGUUCUAGUAAGGCAGAUAGGAUCACAGUUGAAAAAUAAAAUGUUCAACAAGUUUUACGAUCGUAUAUCUCGCCUAAACUCUGUCAAUAUAACUGAUUCUGUGGGUCAAGUUAGAAACAUAUACAUUCGAUAUGUUAAAGAACAUCCUGUGGAGAAUAACCUUUGGGGUGAUUUUCAAACUCAUAGGAGACUGUUAGGGCUUGUAACAUUUGGAAAAUAUGAUUCACAGCAAGAGCUUAAUGAUAUUUGUAGAGUUCAUGAACAACUAAAAGUUAAAUAUAUUACAACCCUUUUUGAUUCUCGUUGUAUUUUAUUUGGACCAAGCAGUGACAGUCCCACAGAAGAAACUACAUCUAGUGAUGCAACUAGUUCAAUUAGUAGUUCUACAGAUGCACAUUCUAUUAAAACAACUGAAAAAGAUUUAGAAAAGAAAGAGUUAUAUUUUGAAGAAAAUGAUAAAGAAGUUUUUACAACUCCAUCAAAUUUCAAGACUCGUGCUCUGUUUUACAGUGAAACAGAUCCAUGUGCUGAUCUAGAAGCGCAUUUGACCGAUUUUUUGAAUUCUCUUUUCUGGGUUCUCGAAUCUAAACGUUUGGAGCGUUCUAGAGAAAAGUUAGAACGUGUUUCGCUAUUGCUUGCCCCUUUUGAAAAGAAAGAUUUUGUUGGACUUGACAUGGAAUCACGAAACAACAAAAGACGUUGUACUGGACGGUCAACAAAACAUUUAGGAGAUUUGUGUUUACAAGCAGGUCUAAUAACAGAAGCCUUAACGCAUUAUCAUAAUGCAGCAGAAACACUUAAAUCUGUAAAUGACUGGUUGUGGCUUGGAGCAGCUUAUGAAGGGCUAUGUACUGCUACGGCUUUAGUUCUGUAUCCUAACAUAUACAGAAAUGCCCCUUUACACCGUAAUUCGAGUUUGCAAGAAGGCUCUCCCAAGAGAUCAAAUUCAAUAACUACCCCUAUAUUGGAUAUAGUAAAAAAGGAGGUACCCAAUACUUUACCACCAGAAGAAAUCUCAAAAAAAUAUCGAGAGGCAAUUGUUCACUACAGUAAAUAUCAAAAUGCCGGAAUAAUAGAGACAGAGGCUUGCUUCAAAGCAGCCCGGAUAUCAGUAGAACAAAAUCAUCCACUGCAAGCAGCCAGUUUCCUUCAAAAUGUGGUUUUUAUAAAUCUAACUCUUUCUGAACAGGAGAGGAUUCAACGUUUCGAAACACUAUCUGAUUUAUAUAUGCAAAUAGGGUUUAUGAGAAAAGCAUCUUUUUGUCAAAGGCUGGCAGCCACACGAUACGUUUCAGCUCAAAAUCCAACCCCCAAUUGGAGCCAAUGCUAUAACUUGAUGUUGCAAAGUUUUAGGGGGCACAAGAUAAGUUUGGAUCCUACUGAAAUGAUGUCAACUAAUGUUCAAGUCGGAUGGUCCACUUUACAAAUCCAAUUACUUCAGGAAAUCGUGGUUGCUGCAAAACGUAUGGGUCACUCGGCCUUAGCAACUAGACAUAUGACCUUCCUGUUGCAGACUAUGUGGCCCUAUCUGUCAAUUAACGAUCAGAAAGAAUUUGCAAUACAGUUACAAUCGUUAUCAGCUCAAUGUGAAGGAUCACCUGUGUCAUUAGUUCUCGACAACGGUACAGUGAUUCCCCCUGCGAAUCUUACAAACAUUCCUAUUUGUGCGGGUUUUAAUUUAAGAAACUUACAACCCCAUUUGAGACCUCGAAAAAUCCAAGUUCUAAAGCAAGAUUCCGGCCCUUUCUUAUUUACGCCAAUAAACUUCGGUAGUUUGGAACGUAAAAGUGCCAAGGUCCAAAGUAAAAUGGAUUUCUUUUGGAUUGAAAACGAUCUUUGUGAAGUAACACUAAAAUUAGUUAACCCAUUACCAUUUGAAUUAAAAGUAUCCAAUAUGCGUUUACUUACUUCUGGUGUCGUGUUUGAGUCGAUACCGGAAACCGUUGUUCUUCCUUCGGAUACGCCUACUUUAGUUACACUGAACGGUUCUCCUAAAGAAAGUGGUGAACUUGAGGUAUUGGGUUAUAGCACACACACGUUGGGGGUGAAGUCAAACUGUAGAUUGCGAUAUAUGAAGGGUUUCUUGCCGCAAUACACCAUCGAAGUGAUACCCACCUUACCCACUGUGGAAGUCAAAACUUCAUUACCGGAAAGCGCCACGUUUUCCACGUUUCAGAAUUUUGAAAAUGUCGUUACUUCGGCUAGUUUGAGUCUGUACAACGGCGAAAGUACUCAAUGCGUCAUCACCAUUGCAAAUACCAGUCAAGUACCCGUCGAAAUGUUGGAGGUGUCUAUUCAAAGUGUCCUGGAACCUUCACUUCAAGAUCAAAUUUUCAAGUGGUCGAACGACGACUUACAAAAGCAGUUACCACUUCUUCCUGGUAACAGUGCAAGUUUAACGAUUAACUUGUACUCUGCUGCUAAUUUCCUAGCUUCUGGUUUCAAUGGACCGGAACUUAGUAGUGGAGUAUUUGGAAGUUCACAUGCCAGCAGUAUAAUGUCAGCCUCUGCGGGUCCUAGUUCCUUACCUUCGAGACUAAACUCGCCAGUACACAGUACCAUGGGAAAUAGUUUUCAUGGAAGAAGAAAUGACUUAAAUUCCAGUUUUCGAUCUUCUAAUUCUGGACAGUCCAGUAUGACGACAACAGGUUGUCGAUCUCCUGGUGCAUUGACUCUUCCUCAACAUGUUGCAUCUGCAGUAGUGGAUGCACAGUUGCAACUCCGUUUUAGUGGAGGUUCAGGUUUCCAAGCAGGCUAUUGCAGGUCUUGUUCAAUUUUCAUAACAUUAGAAAUGAUCCCAUCGAUGCAAGUUACAAAUUGGGAUGUUCUGCCUGCCGAGACGUAUUCGCAAUUUUAUUUGGUUCUGGAUGUGGCCAAUUUGACUUCACAAGAGAUGGAAGUAUAUUACACACCCAGUAAACAUAUGCUCAUUGAGGGUCACGAAAGUUGUCGGGUACCAGUACCUGUAGAUCGUUGUCCGUUGUCAAAAUUGACUAAGUUUUACAUGGAGCAAAAAAGUGGACUCGAUGAUCGACUAGAUUUGGACAAAAUUUGUUCAGAACAUAUUGCGAACUUGGUUGAUUUAUCUUGGCAUUUGAUGUCUACUGAUACUAGGGGUAAAGCCUCACUUAAGGGUAUCACGUUAACCCCAAACAUGCUCGAUAUUGUACGCAUGUCCCCCAUACAAUGGGAAGUUUUAAUUAACGAUGGCUUGAUAAAGCCUCAGGAGGAGGUAAAUUGUGUCGUUGGAGAAUGUUUGGAAAUUAAAGUUGGGGUCAGUAAUUGCUUUGAGAAACCCCUAAGGCAACUGACUUUGUCAGUUCAAUUUUAUCAGGAUUACCAAAAUGGGAUGCAAAAUUAUCAGCUGGAAACUAGACUUGCCUUUACUGGAACAACAAAGAUUAUUUUGCCGCCCUUGGAGCCGCAAGACAAAGCAAAACAUGCAUGUAAUGUUGUAUUCUUUAAUUCUGGACACUACAAAAUGGAUAUUCAAUGUUCUGCUCCAGAAUGUUUAGCUUCAACACCGAGUGUUAACACAACAGGUCAUAUUUGGCGAUUCCUGCCAGCAAUAGAAGUUAAUGUAAAUUAAGUAUUAAUUUUCCUUUACAUGUAUAUGUAUUACAUAGAGUAUUUAUUUUUUAUUAUGUAUGUAAGACUGAAUAAAAUGUGAAAAGAUUAAUA
Messenger RNA from Agrilus planipennis (emerald ash borer), 4243 nucleotides. RefSeq names its product protein brunelleschi (gene brun). Gene Ontology annotation, cellular component: trans-Golgi network. The transcript has 10 exons. NCBI's taxonomy places the organism in Eukaryota, Metazoa, Arthropoda, Insecta, Coleoptera, Buprestidae. The coding region runs from base 462 to 4151 and encodes 1229 amino acids. The record is from RefSeq and is a predicted model, not a curated record.